AUGCCUCCAAAACGGAAUGCACGAAAACAGGAUUUAGAUUUUCAGGAUAACGAAGCACCAAAAGAAAGUAAGAAAGGUCAGACAAAAGAGAACCCUAAAAGGGGGACCCAUAAAAUACCUUCCUCUGAGGAUAAUUACGAGCAGCGCGUUGAGCCUCCUCUAAAAGAUAAAACUAAAAAGGGUAAAAAGAACAAAAAGAGAGGCGAUUCAGACUCAGAGGAGCAAGAGACUCAAUUUAACUCAAAAUGCCUUAUUGAGGAUGCUAAAAAUUCCGCAUUGAGUAAGAAAGCUGACGUGGAAAAAAGGGUGAAAGUGGCGCCUCAUAAAGGCAAGAAGAAAAAAGGUGACAUUCAGCCGCAAAGUGAUUCUGAACACGAAAAGCUGUCUAGUGACGUUGGAAAUAACAUCCCUUCGGAGAAGCCAAGUGAUGACAUGAUGGGUGAUGUUUGCGUAAAUGAAGAUAAUGUUCAAAUUCCAGAGUCGGGCGUCGACGAUGAAUUUUACACCAAAAAAAGAAAGGCUGGCCGAGCUAAGAACAGGAAGGCUGAUCCCCAAAUCUCUAAACCAGAACAAACCAUUGUUCAGAAUGCCAAAAAAAAUAAAACAGUAAAAAAGGGAAAGCGCAACAAAGAUGGUUUUAAUGAUUCAGAUGAUUCAAACUCGCAAUUUCCAGAUCUGACCGGUAAACUACAAAGCCUGACAAUUGAAAAUAAUGACGAGCAAGAUGAUGAUUUUGAGGAGAUCAGUUUGUCGUCUAAAAGCCGUUUUGGAGUUUUUUCUCAAUUGGUACCAACUAAUGUCGACCGGGCACAAGUUAAAAGCAUGAAUGUUGAUGUGCCACCAAAGACAACCAAGAUUAGCAGCCAAAAUGAUACUGAAGUAUGUACAAAUAUUUUGGCUAAUACGCAUCAGCCUUUGGUUUCUAAAGAUUCUGACAUACAAAGCGCAGAAAUAUUAACUUCUGACCAUUCUUCAGUGAUGGAUAAUGCGACAAAGGAAUUAGACCUCGUUCCUAAUGAAACCCCGAAUGAACUUGUCGAUACGUUUGACGAAAGUAAAAAAGAAUCAAUUAUUGAUAAGCAUGACGUAAAUGGAGUGUUAGUGGAACCGGGUGAAUUGGAACCUGCAUCUGUAAAGCUAAAGAUAUCAAAGAAGGAACUCAAAAAAAUCAAGAAGAAAGAAGAAUUUGAAAGGUUGAUAGAGGACUCAAAGGCGAAAAUUAUUUCUGCCUCGGGUACUUUGGAUAACUUUGCUCUCUCUCAGGCUGGUGCUGGAAUGGCUAAAGUCAGCGCAUUCGACAACCAAGUUGACAUAAAGGUGGAAGGGUUUUCGAUAGCAGCGAAAGGGAAAGAUCUUUUUGUUAAUGCAAAUUUAAGCAUUGUUCGAGGGAGGCGAUACGGUCUCGUGGGCCCCAACGGUUUGGAUUAG
Molecule: messenger RNA, 1428 nt
Organism: Protopolystoma xenopodis
Lineage: Eukaryota; Metazoa; Platyhelminthes; Monogenea; Polystomatidea; Polystomatidae
Source: the annotation of a GenBank genome assembly